Malassezia vespertilionis is the source of this 1392-nucleotide messenger RNA. RefSeq names its product RNA helicase (gene RRP3). NCBI's taxonomy places the organism in Eukaryota, Fungi, Basidiomycota, Malasseziomycetes, Malasseziales, Malasseziaceae. The coding region runs from base 1 to 1392 and encodes 463 amino acids. The transcript has a single exon. Gene Ontology annotation, molecular function: ATP binding; nucleic acid binding; RNA helicase activity. The record is from RefSeq and is a predicted model, not a curated record.
AUGUCCUCCAGAGAAGCUUCGCCUGAGCACAAAGAAGCAACAGAGUAUGAACCCACUACAUUCAAGGAGCUCGGAAUAAUUGAUCCGAUAUGUGAUGCGUGUGAGAAACUAAACUUUACCAAGCCAACGGCGAUCCAAGCCAAAGCAAUCCCCGAAGCGCUGGACGGAAAAGACGUCAUUGGUCUGGCACAAACGGGUAGCGGCAAGACGGCGGCGUUCAGCAUUCCGAUCCUGCAAGCGUUGUGGGAUAAUCCACGCCCAUUGUUUGCGUGCAUCCUUGCUCCCACCCGUGAACUGUCUUACCAAAUUGCGCAACAGAUCGAGGCACUCGGCGCGACAAUCGGCGCUCGGUGUGCGACGAUUGUCGGUGGUAUGGACAUGAUGACACAGGCAAUUGCGCUUUCAAAGCGCCCUCAUGUCAUAGUUGCGACACCGGGACGCUUGCAGGAUCAUUUGGAAAACACAAAAGGAUUCAGCCUGCGUGGUUUAAAGUACUUGGUCAUGGACGAGGCCGACCGACUGCUCGACCUCGACUUUGGUCCGAUUAUUGACAAGCUUCUACAAAACAUUCCCAAGGAGCGUACCACGAUGCUUUUCAGCGCGACGAUGACUACCAAGGUUGCCAAGCUCCAGCGGGCGAGCCUACGCAGCCCUGUGCGUGUGGAAAUUGGCACCAAAUAUUCCACCGUGUCUACACUGCACCAAUACUAUGUGUUUAUGCCUUUCGCGCACAAAGACACGUACUUAGUGCAUCUUGCAAACGAACAGGCGGGCCAUUCGAUCAUUGUCUUUACACGUACGGUGCAUGAUGCGCAACGCCUCGCGGUCAUGCUGCGUCUGCUUGGCUUCUCGGCGAUUCCAUUACAUGGACAGCUCUCGCAAACGGCACGCCUCGGCGCAUUGAACAAGUUCAAGUCCGGCGGAAGGGAUAUCAUGGUAUGCACUGACGUCGCUGCGCGUGGGUUAGAUAUUCCGGCAGUCGACUUGGUCAUAAACUUUGAUAUCCCCACGCACUCCAAAGACUAUAUCCAUCGCGUUGGACGAACCGCGCGUGCAGGACGGCAGGGACGCAGUGUAACACUGGUGACGCAGUACGAUAUCGAGCUUCUGCAGCGGAUUGAGACGGCGAUUGGCAAGCGCUUGGAAGAGUUCCCGGGCGCAAGCGACCGCGACAUGGUCAUGCUCUUGUCCGAACGCGUUGGCGAUGCACAAAGGGCCGCCGUCCGCGAGAUGCAAGAGACGGGGAUUGGCGGCGCUGGUGGUGCAGGGAAACGGAAGCGGAGACAGGCAGCGAGUCUGGAAGAUGAGCGCGAUCGUGACGACGAUGUAGUAGAAGCCGGCUCUUACCGUAGCAAAGCCAAGUCGGGACGUGGCAAGCGUAAAACGAGAUAG